Molecule: messenger RNA, 507 nt
Organism: Puccinia graminis f. sp. tritici CRL 75-36-700-3
Lineage: Eukaryota; Fungi; Basidiomycota; Pucciniomycetes; Pucciniales; Pucciniaceae
Exons: 1
Coding region: 1-450 (149 amino acids)
Source: RefSeq, a predicted model, not a curated record
AUGCAUCUCACUGGCCCCUUCAUACUCUGGACCCUUGUCAGCCUGUCAAUGAUACUUGCAGCCCCACCUGAAAACCAACUCCUGCUGCAUGAAACCCAAGAUUGCACUGGCAAAGUCUACUUGGCCAAGGGUAACCAACCAUGUAAAAACAACUGUGGGCCAUAUCUAUUGUUUAUCAAUUGCACUUGCUGGGAAUGUAACAAGACACACCAAGAGCCAGCAGAGAGUUGUGUCAGAUGUUCAAAACCAGCACUUGACCACACAUGGCAUCACCAAGACUGCAGCAAGCCUCAUGGUGCUACCAUAACUGUUCAAGAAGAAAUGCCACCCUGUACUAAGUGUCAAAGAAGAUUCUGGGCCCAACGCGAGAAGAUGGAAUGCAGAAAUUGCCACGCUAUCAACAAUAGCAUGACUUCUUGGCGGUCGCUGUGCAAUGAAUGUUCCAAAUAACCAACUAGAUAUGAGAGUGAAGCAGACUGCAACAAAUCAAUGGAAAAAAGGGGAAAA